This is a messenger RNA of Penicillium chermesinum, 243 nucleotides long. RefSeq lists its product as uncharacterized. The coding region runs from base 1 to 243 and encodes 80 amino acids. The record is from RefSeq and is a predicted model, not a curated record. The transcript has a single exon. Lineage: Eukaryota; Fungi; Ascomycota; Eurotiomycetes; Eurotiales; Aspergillaceae.
AUGCUUCGAAGCAAACGCAGGUGGUUAGAGAUCGUCCUUAUUCAUAUCCUGAAGGCAGUUUCUCUAACCUUCUUUAUAGCCCGCCGAUUCUAUUAUGGCCCCAGUCAUACCGGCAAGCCUGGCAUCUGCUUCCCUAGGCAUGCGGGCUUCCUGCAGCAAUCAUCUAGCCUGGCCGCAGAGUACCUCGAUGUCGACACUGAUCUCUUUGCUUCUGACGAUGGGGCUCUCAUGUGGAAUUUCUAA